Aspergillus tanneri is the source of this 18729-nucleotide messenger RNA. Its product is annotated as Nonribosomal peptide synthetases (NRPS). Gene Ontology annotation, molecular function: phosphopantetheine binding; catalytic activity. Gene Ontology annotation, biological process: secondary metabolite biosynthetic process; amino acid activation for nonribosomal peptide biosynthetic process. The record is from RefSeq and is a predicted model, not a curated record. Lineage: Eukaryota; Fungi; Ascomycota; Eurotiomycetes; Eurotiales; Aspergillaceae. Bases 1 to 18729 code for a protein of 6242 amino acids. Gene Ontology annotation, cellular component: cytoplasm. The transcript has 4 exons.
AUGUCACAAAAGGCUGAGAUCAAUGAAUCAUCCAUACAGGAGUUUCCGGCACUCCUGAAUGGGGAAGCGCAGCCUUCUAUGGCUGCGCAAGCACAAGUCAAUAUUGAAUGUCCCUCCAGCGAAUUACUACGGGAUUCCACAUGGAAGGAUGAUAUUCCUCUUCAGGCUAUAGUGCAAACGGUAUGGACUGUUAUUUUGAAGACUUUUACAGGGGAUAGCACUAUUCGUGCGGCAUCCCUGGCUAAAACUCAUGGUGCCAACCUCCAAUGUGGUCUCAUCGAGACAUCGGUAGAGGAUGAGGCAACUUUGAUUGAGUUGGUUGGAUCGAUCCAGAAUAGUACUAGGAAUAUUGAAUUAGGUCAGAUUGAAUCCCUACCAUGUAAUUCUUGUGUCUGCGUGGUUGAAACAACCGACGAAAUCGACUGCAAGUUGGAUCAAUUUGAUAUGUCAUUGCAUGUAAUGGCAGAUGGACCACGGUUGCAAAUGUCCCUGUUCUACAACACAGGCCAUGUGGCGCCGUCUUAUGCGACUAUUGUGGCUGCCACUAUCAGCCAGAUUCUCGGGGAAAUAAUAGCCAACCCUUCCCAAAAGCUCUCCGAUAUCAACCUGCUCCAUCCGCAGGUGUGGCAUCAAUUACAAUCCUGGAGCAGCAUUCCAAGCGCGUCCAUUGAUUACUGUGUGGGUGCAAUGUUUGAGAAAACCGUUCGGGAGCGACCAUUUCAUAUUGCCGUGCACACCUCUGAGGUGGCUCUCAACUAUCAGGAGCUCAAUACUCUCAGCGCACAACUCGCCCACCACCUGAAGGCCAAGGGAGUAAGGCCAGAGUCGAUUGUCGUCUUAUGUUUUCCCAAGUCGGCCUGGGCGGUUGUCGCCAUGAUGGCUGUGAUCCGGGCCGGCGGUGCAAUUCUGUUUCUUGACCCAUCACAUCCCCCAGCACGGCACCGGGAGAUCGUCGACCAGGUUCGCGCCGAGUUGAUCCUGACUGCGCCAGAAUACACGCCCCUUUGGGGGUGGUUUGAAGGUAGCGUCCUGCCCAUCCAUCGUGGGUCUGUAGACUCGCUGCUGCAACCUGAGCCUGCGGCCGGGCCUAUCGGAGGGGAAAGGGUCCCGUCCACCGUCAAGCCCUCCAACGCCUUAUACGUGAUUUUCACCUCGGGAAGCACAGGAAAGCCUAAGGGCUGCGUGGUCGAACACCGCCAGUUCCUUGCCGGCUCUCUGGCGCAGCGGAAAGCCUCGCGGAUGAGCCACAAGGACCGUGUUCUGCAGCUGGCCUCGUUCACCUUUGACGUAUGUAUCUUGGAGAUCAUCACCUCACUCAUUUCAGGAGCGUGUGUGUGUAUGCCCAAUGACGAAGAGCGCUCCAAAGGGCCCGCGUCCUGCAUUCAACAGUUCGGCGUUACGUGGGCCUUUCUCACCCCCUCCCUGGUGAAGCUCGUGACACCAGAGAUGGUUCCCACACUCCGGUUCCUGGCUCUUGGGGGUGAGGCGGUUCAUAGAGAGAAUAUCCAGACCUGGGCAUCACAUCUGCGUCUGGCAAAUGGGUAUGGACCUACCGAAUGCUCGAUCGCUGCCACGCUGAAUCCCCAACUCUCGCUCCAGACGAGUCCCGCCAACAUCGGCUAUCCAUUGGGCGGGUGUUGCUGGAUCGUGAGCAAAGACAGCCAUGAGCGUCUCAUGCCCAUUGGCGCCCCCGGGGAGCUCGUGAUCCAAGGCCCCAUUGUUGCCCGGGGAUACUUGAACGAACCGGAAAAGACUAAGGAAGUCUUCUUGGAGUCGACCACAUGGAGCCCCGCCGAGCCAUCGGGUUUGUCUCGGCUGUACAAGACGGGCGAUCUGGCUCGAUUCAAUGCGGAUGGUAGUUUGCACUUCAUUGGCCGAAAAGAUAGCCAAGUGAAACUGCGCGGUCUCCGGAUUGAACUGGGGGAGAUCGAGCAUCGACUUGUGGCUCACCCCCUGGUGGAACAAGCGGCCGUGGCGUUGGCCAACCGAGGACCUGGUCAUGGAAAGCUGUGUGCCGUGGUCUCAUUAAGGAAAUUCCAACAAACAUCGCCGACAGUCGAGCUCGUUGCAACAAAGGACAUGGAGUCCGCGAUGGUCGAGCUCAAGGCCGUCGCCGAAGCUCUCUCGGAGCAGCUGCCUAGUUAUAUGCAGCCGACUCUCUGGGCCCCCGUGAGGUCCAUUCCCCUGACUAUUGCCGGAAAGCAGAAUGGGAUGAUGGUCCAGCACUGGGUGGCGGACAUGCCGCUGAAAAUUUUCCAUUUGCUCACCGGCCGGAGUGAGAGCGCGGAGGUCGAGAGGAUCCCAGCGUCGACAGAUCAGGAACGAGAGCUGCAAGCGCUAUGCAGCACCAUUCUGGGUGCUCCACACCCAGAGCAUGUCUGGCUGAACAGGUCCUUUAUCCAGAAUGGGGGAGACUCUAUUCAGGCAAUGCAGUUGUUGGAUCAAUUGCGCCGGAAGGGUGCGGGCGCCAUGAAGCUCGAGGAUAUACUGCAGAGCGCGACGUUAGUUGACAUGGCCCAGCGAAUGGCCGAGCACGAGCCAAUCGAAGCUCAGUGCGACAAUGACGGCGAUGAUGCACCGGCUGCUGCAUGGGAUGAGGAGAGAAUCUCGCAGUUAGGUCUCCGGACUGACGAUGUGGAGGAUCUAUACCCCAUUUCGGCCGUCCAGCGUGGGAUUCUACUGGCGCAACAGCAAGACCCAGACAGGUACCAGCUGCGGAUUACCUGCGAGGUCCUUCCUCCACCAGGAGAGCCUGUGAGACGGGAACGGUUGCAGAGGGCCUGGCAACAAGUGGCCGAUCGCCACCCUGCCUUGCGCACCGUCUUUGUAGAGGCGGAAGCCGAGGACGGACUGUGUGAUCAAGUGGUGCUGAGGAGGAGCCAUAUUGCGGUUGUCGAAUGGAGCCACGACGAUGAGAACGCAUUUUGGGAACAGUUGGGUUUGUAUACCAGGGUGGACCAGCCUCUCCAACCGCCAGUCACCUUCAUUGUCUCAUCCAUCAAAGAGGGCAAGACCUUCUGUACGUUCGACAUUAGUCACGCUCUCAUUGAUGGUGUCUCGAUCUUGAUCUUGCUCCGCGAUAUCAGCCAGGCGUAUGGAGGCCUGCUCGUAGACCCCCGUCAGACGGUGAAAUAUGCCCCGUAUAUCCAUUAUCUGCAGCGUCUGCAGGUCAAUACGUCGCUUAAAUACUGGACGGAGUAUCUGGCGGAUGUGCCCCCAUGCCAUUUCCCGGUGGUGAAUGACGAUAUCACCGACGACAACAAACUGCAUGAGCUGGCGGUCGACAUGGAGAAUGCCGACGCCAUCCAUGCCUUCUGCGCGGCACACAAUGUUACACCAGCCACCGUAUUUCAGGCGGCAUGGGCCUUGGUUCUCAAGACCUAUACGGGCCAAGAUGAUGUCUGUUUCGGAUAUCUUACCGCCGGCCGUGACCUCCCCGUCCCGAACAUCAGUGAUGCAGUUGGGGUGUUUAUCAACAUGAUGAUUUAUCGCAUGCGUCUUUCUUCGGACCAUACCGUUGCCACUCUGAUCAAGGAAACGCAGGAUGGAUUCCUGAAGGGUCUGUCCCAUCAGCACUGUUCGAUAGCGGAGAUCCAACAUGCUCUGGGAACGGGCCAAGCCUUGUUCAACACAAUCCUGUCUCUCCAGAGCUCUCUGGGAGAGGAGAUCUCUGGCGGAGAUCCAGACAGGACGAUCCGCUUCCAAGUCGUGGGAGAGCACGACCCGACAGAGUAUAAUGUCUCGGUCAAUGUCUUUGUUUCCAAGGUACGUGUAUCCCUCACUCUCCGAUAUUUCACUGCGACUCUGAGCGAUGCAAUGGGCGCGAAUGUCGUUGCGACAUUCCGCACCGCCGUUCAUACCCUAAUCCACAGCCAUAAUUCGUCACUAUCCAACUUGGAAUUCCUCAGUGAGCGUGACCACCACCAGAUCGCAAGCUGGAAUCGUGAUCCAUGGCAAGAGAUGAGUGCCUGUGUGCAUGACGUGGUCCACCGGCAAGCCCUGGUGCGCCCCGGGGCCCGAGCCAUUGAUGCCUGGGAUGGCGGGUUCACUUACGAGGAGCUGGAUCACACCGCCACAUCGUUGUCCCUAAUUCUAAAAGAAAACGGCGUCGGGCCGGAGACGCUUGUGCCCCUCUGCUUUUCCAAGUCGUGCUGGACGGUUGUCGCCCAGCUGGCCACGCUCAAAGCCGGAGGAGCGUGCGUUGCGUUUGAUCCCGAGCAUCCGUCCAAUCGCCGAGAGGAGAUGCUCCGGCAAUGCGAUGCCACUGUGGCCCUCGUCGCAGAGGGCUAUGAAUCACUCUUUCAAGGUCUGGUCCGUACCGUGCUCGUGAUUGGGCCGCGGUGUGUCGACGAUCUGCGAGCCGAUCCGCGCGCGACGAUGGACUAUUCUACUGUUUCACCGGUGCAUCCCGCUUUUGUUGUCUUCACCUCUGGGAGUACCGGAAAGCCGAAGGGAAUCGUCCUCGAGCAUCGUGCAAUCUGCAGCAGUGCCCAAGCCCAUGGCCCGGCCAUGAACUACGGCCCAGACGCCCGCGUGCUGCAAUUUGCCUCGUACACAUUUGACGUAAGCAUCGGGGAGACGUUCACUUGCCUGAUGAGCGGCGGAACCCUCUGCAUCCCGAAUGAGGAAGAGCGGCUUAAUGACCUCGCGGGAGUGAUCAAUCGCAUGAACACCACGGUGGUGUAUCUCACCCCGUCCGUGGUCAGCCUUCUGGACCCAUCGCAAGUCCCGGGCGUCGGGACAUUAGCACUGGGGGGUGAAGCGGUGCGGGAGGAGAAUAUCCUCGCCUGGGCCGACAAUACCCAUCUGGUAAACAUCUACGGUCCGGCGGAAUGCUCUGUCUGGUCCACGGGGCUCCAGGGCGUGCCGCGAUCCGCUUCCCCCCGGAAUAUUGGACACGGCCUCGGGGCGCGGAUGUGGAUCACCCAAGCCGAUGAUCCAUCUCGCCUGUGUGCUGUGGGUGCUGUCGGAGAGCUUCUCAUUGAAGGGCCCAUAGUUGCGCGAGGCUACCUCAAGGAUGACGCCAAAACAGCCGCCGUAUUUAUCCCCCCGCCCGCAUGGCUCGCCGAGUUUGAUUCCGAUGCAGCCCAGGGUCCAAUCCGCUUGUAUCGGACCGGUGACCUGGCUCGAUACGACUCCGACGGCUCGGUCCAUUUCAUUGGGCGUCGAGACCACCAGGUCAAGUUGCAUGGCCAACGGGUUGAAAUGGGAGAGAUUGACCACGCUCUUGUAUGCCACGAGGCGGUGCAGAAUGCGUUGGCGCUGGUACCCAAAGAUGGUCCGUUGAAGGGAAAGUUGGUAGCAGUGGUUGCACUCAAGAAUCCUUGCGUCCCAUCGUCUGCCCCGGAUACAAGCAGCCGCGUCGAAUUUCUCGAGCAUGGCAAUAGCGAGGACACCCAGAGAGAUCUAUCGGACAUCCGACAGCGAGUCUCAUCUCUCCUACCGGCUUACAUGGUGCCCUCCACCUGGCUGGUUGUCCGAUCAAUUCCGAUGACCAGAAACGGGAAGUCGGAUCGUCCAACCGUCACGGCUUGGGUAGAGACAUUGAAGGAGGAUUCCCUGGGCGUCCGGCUGGAUCCGCACGAAACAAGUCGUGCGGCGAACCAGAUGGAGACGGACCUCCAACAAGUCAUCAGCCGUGUCCUCAAUAUCCCAGUGACCAAAGUCUCCAUGGACCAGAGCUUCCUGGCCUUGGGCGGUGAUUCCAUUACAGCCAUGCAGGUCGCCUCCCGAUCCCGAUCCCGAGGCCUUGGGGUGGCCGUGAAGACUAUCCUCAAGAGCAAAACCCUUCGCCAGAUAGCGAGCCAAGCCACCAUGGACGCGACAGGCCUUCCCUCUACUCCCAGCAAUGGCUCAACCACACUCCAGCCCUUUGCACUGCUGCCCACUACGGAUCGCGCAGACCUGGAGGCAUUGGCCCAGGAACUGGGAUACAUGGGAGUAGCGGACUUGGAGGAUGCCUAUCCCUGUUCUCCGAUGCAGGAGGGGAUCCUGAUCAGCCAGUCGCAGGCACCAGAGACCUAUAAAUUCCACGCAGUCUGCGCCAUCCGCGCCAAGGACCAUGCAGACCACGUCGUUCUGGACAGUGUGCGGCGGGCGUGGCAGUGUCUCGUUGCUCGACAUCCCGCCCUGCGGACGUUCUUUGUCGAGGGACUCUCGCAAGAAGGGCUGUACAGCCAGCUGGUUCUUAAGGAAUACACCCCCCGAAUCGAGACGGUGAAGGACCUGGACAGCCUGCAUCGAUACCCGUACGAACACCCAGUGGACUACCACGCACCGGUCCCACCGCAUCGCCUGGCCCUCUUCGAGAACGACGAUGGUGUCGUGUACUUCAACCUGGAAAUCAGCCAUACCGUGAUCGAUGGCGCAUCCAUGGCCGUUAUCCUGCGUGACCUGGCGGCCGCCUACGGUGCGGAGUUACCUCCACGGCCGGUGUAUAGAGAUUACAUCGCCCUUUUGCAACGCCAGUCCACCGAGGCCACGCUGCGUUUCUGGACCCAGUAUCUGGAAGGGGCCAAGCCAGUCGUCUUCCCAUCCUUGUGUGAUCACCCAGAACCGACCAAGGAACUGCGGGUUGUCAAUAUUCCGAUUGCACAGGCCACAUUCUCCCGCCUCCAGAGCUUCACCAAGCACCACGAGGUGACGCUGGCCAACAUCUUCCAGGCCGUCUGGGCCGUGGUCCUUCGCGCGUACACCGGCGAAUCGGAUGUCGUCUUUGGAUAUCUCUCCUCUGGCCGUGACACGGAAGGUCUGGAUUCGGAUGUGGAGCAUGCCGUGGGCGUAUUCAUCAGCAUGUUGGCGUGUCGGGCGGAGGUGGAUGAUGAUGCCACGCUGCUGGGGAUCACCCGGAGAAUGCAUGACGACUUCCUCAAUUCGCUGCCGCAUCAACGAACGUCCUUGGCCCAAGUGCAGCAUGCCCUCCAACUGUCUGGAGAACGCCUCUUCAAUACAAUUCUCUCUCUGCAACGCCCCAUGGUCGAGUCGAAUACCAACGAUGCGAUUACAAUCGAGUAUCUCAGCGGCAGUGAUCCAACCGAGUACGACCUGGGAGUUAACAUUACCGUUAGUGAGGACGCGGUUGAUGUCUCCAUCAAUUACUGGAGCACCGGCCUGUCGGACAACCAGGCCGACUUGUUGGCGUCCACCUUGUCGACCACCCUUGCGACCCUUCUGGCGACGCCGACGAAACCAUUGAGGGAAGUAGACAUGCUCGGUCAGCAACACAUGCGAUACAUCAACUCGUUGAACAAUCACGGCACGGUGCCUGAGACUACGUACGACUGCAUUCAUAGCUUAGUCCAUCAUCGCGCCACGCAGCACCCCGAUGCCGCUGCGAUCGACGCCUGGGAUGCGUCCCUGUCCUAUGCCGAACUGGAUCAACUGUCUGCGCAACUCGCCACCCAUCUGGUCGUCUUGGGAGUGGAGGUGGAAGAUGCCGUACCCUUGUGCUUUGAGAAGUCUGCCUGGGCUGUCGUGUCGAUGCUGGCGGUCCUCAAGGCCGGCGCGGCCUAUGUAUCCAUGAAUCCCUCCCACCCGACACCGCAUCUGGCCAACAUCAUCCACCAGACCAAGGCUCGGGUCGUUCUCGCUGGCUCGCACGCCGACGCCCGAAAAGUGCGACCGUUGGUGGAUCGGAUUGUCGUGGUCGAUCCCGCAUUAUUUCCUACCUUGCGCAAGCAGGACCCGGCGGCUCUGGCCCCGCGUGCAUCGCCGGACAAUGCCGCUAUGAUCAAUUUCACGUCUGGCAGCACGGGCAAACCGAAGGGUAUCGUCGUGCUGCACAAAGGAGUCUGUUCCCUGGUGGCCCACAACCCCGACCUGGGGAUCGACCACGCUUCUCGCGUCCUCCAGUUCUCCGCCUACACGUUUGAUACCAGCAACAGUGAGAUCUUCAUCACCCUCUGCAGGGGCGGCUGUGUCUGCGUGCCAUCCGACCAUGACCGGCUCAAUGACCUGGCGGGAGCAAUGAACCGGCUGCGCGUGACGACUGCGUUCCUGACGCCCUCGGUGGCGCUCUUCCUAUCCCCGGAGGAGGUGCCCACGCUGCGAACACUGGGCUUGAUCGGCGAGGUUGUAACCAACAAUCUCGCCCGGAAAUGGCAGGACCAAGUGCGGUUGGUCAACAGCUAUGGCCCGGCGGAAUGUACUGUCAAGGCGUCCUUUUCGGUCUUGCGCGAGGGGAUCGCCGCCGCCAAUAUCGGACACGGCCAUGGAUGUCUGCUCUGGGUGGUCGAACCCGACAACAGCGACCGCCUGGUGCCGGUGGGCUGCACUGGGGAGCUGCUGAUCGAAGGGCCCUUGGUCUCUCGCGGCUAUCUCGAUCCCGAGCAGACUGCCCGAGCCUUCAUUCCGCCGCCGCGAUGGCGGACGGGGGCGGUCCCGACGACACGACUGUACAAAACGGGAGACUUGGUGAAGUCGAUGCCGGAUGGCAGCCUGGUCUACAUCGGCCGCAAGGACAGCCAGAUUAAACUCAACGGGCAACGGGUGGAGAUGGGGGAGGUCGAGAAGUCCAUCCAGAGCGAUGCACUCGUCCAGCAGUGCGUCGUGCUCUUGCCCACAAGGGGACCGUGCAAGAAGAAGCUCGUUGCGGUCGUCGUUCUCGCGGCAGUGGUGUUGGACCAUCAUUCCACGGGGGUGGAUAUGUGCCCGCUGAGCGAUGCCGGAGAUAGAGAAAAGGCUGUUACCGAGAUAGCCACCAUUCGAGACAGAUUGGCCACCACGCUCCCCAACUACAUGAUCCCAUCGGUUUGGCUCGUGUGCCCCAACCUUCCCUGGACGGCAUCGCGCAAGGUGGAUCGGCCCAUGGUCUCGCGGUGGGUGGACAGUCUGGAUAAUGACACCUACCGGAGAGCAGUGGUCGAGGAGGAAGCCGACGCAGUCGGGGAUCGGCCUGCGGAUUCUGCCUCGGGGUCAGAGAUGGAGGAGCGCCUGCGGGAUGUAGUUGCGCGCGUGUUGAACAUCCCCAGAGACGACCACCUGUCGCGGGGCCGGUCCUUCCUGAAUCUCGGCGGUGACUCCAUCACGGCCAUGCAGCUGGUGGUGCUCUGCCGCAACGAGGGAAUCCACAUCCUCUUCAAAGACGUCAUGCGCAGCUCGUCCAUUACCGCACUGGCGCAAGGGGCGGAGAGUGUUGUCGACCGUCGUGCCUCCCAUCAGGCCACGGAGCAGUGGGACACUCCUUUCGGGUUGACUCCGAUUCAGCAGCUCUACUUCGAGGAGAUCUCGCAGGGAAGAACGGAUCUGUCGGCCAAUCGAUUCAACCAAAGCUUCUUGCUCCGGCUGACUCGCCCCCGGUCCAUUGAACAGUUGCGGUCCGCCACGGACCAGAUCGUGCAGCGCCAUUCCAUGUUGCGCGCACGAUACCGCUCGUCUCAUCGCGGCGCAUGGACACAGAUGAUCCCCAGUCAAACUCGGGGAUCGUAUCGGUUCCGGGAGCAUGCGAUUGCCAGCGAGGAGGACGCAUUCGGGCUCGCCUUGCGCGCGCAGGAAGAGCUGGAUAUCCAAAACGGACCGGUCUUCGCUGUGGACGUGUUUACUAUGGCGGGACGUCCGUCGCUGGUCUUCUUGGUUGCGCACCACCUGGUCAUCGACCUGGUCUCCUGGCGCAUCCUCUUCCAGGAACUGGAGGACUCGUUGGCCGCAAAUGCGUCUCCUCCGGGCCUCGUCCCGUUCUCCUUCCAGCGCUGGCAGCAGCUCCAAGCCGACUAUGCCACGCGCCACCUUCCACCGAGUCUGGCCUUACCAUACGCGAUUCCACCAGCAAAUUACGACUACUGGGGCAUGACGAAUGUUCCCAACAAGCACGAAGAGACCGUGCAGCGGGCUGUGGCAUUGACCCGGCAAGAAACGGAGCUCUUGCUUACCCACUGCCACGCAUCGAUGAGAACAGAGCCAUUGGACGUCCUCAUUGCCGCUCUCCUUUUGUCGUUUGCUCAGACGUUUGGCCGCGAGCCCCCGGCGGUCUUCAAUGAAGGCCAUGGACGGCAGCCUGCGGUGACCGGGCCGCUCGCGGAGAUUGAUCUGUCCGACUCGGUCGGUUGGUUCACCACCAUCUUUCCGUUCCAUGUCCCCGUGCAUCCCCAUCAGACGGCCGUAGAGCUGGUUCGACGCGUCAAGGACCAAAGAAAGGAGCUCCCGGCGAACGGAUGGUCAUACUUUGCGUCCAAAUAUCUCCACGAGGAAGGUGUGCGAGCCUUUGCCAACCACAUGCCGAUGGAGAUCCUGUUCAAUUAUCUGGGGCUGUAUCAGGGAUUGGAGAGAGCAGACGGUUUGUUCCAGCGAGUCCCUUUUCAUGAAGGCGAUGUGGGACCGGGCGUUCGACGGUAUACGUUGUUUGAGAUCAACGUCUACGUGAUCCACGGAUGUGCCCAGGUCACCUUUGCCUUCCAUCGGAAGAUGAAACACCAGCAGCGGAUUGACGACUGGAUUGGAAACUACACCAAGAUGCUGAAGGAGUUCUCUGAGCAGCUCGCCAGCGCAGAUGUCGUGCUGACUCGCAGUGACUAUCCUCUGCUACCCAUCUCUUAUCCCCGCUUGGACGAGUUGUCGACGCAGCGGCUGCCCGAGUUGGGAUAUGCCAUGGAGGAUAUUGAAGAUCUCUAUCCGUGCUCCCCCCUCCAGGAGGGGAUCCUUUUGAGCCAAACUCGCAUGGAAGAGACAUAUCGGUACCAUGCGAUUAUGCGCCUGGACUCGAUCCGCGGGGAGCCCGCGGAAGCCCAGCGACUGCUGUCGGCCUGGCAGCAGGUCGUUGAUCGCCAUAGUAUUCUCCGCACGGUGUUUCUGGCUCGCUUGUCCAGCCGGCCGUUCGACCAGAUGGUCCUCCGCAAACACGAGGCCCAGUGCCUGCGCCUGGAGAAUGCCCACUCGGACGAGGAUGCACUUGCAGCCUUGCGUCGACUGAACCCGCUUCCGGUCUCCGCCAGCCAGCCACCGCAUCGCAUGGCCGUCAUCCAGUCCCCCGAUGGGGCUUUGUAUUUCAAGCUCGACAUCAGCCAUGCCCUCAUGGAUGGGACUGCAAUGACGCUGCUUAUCCACGACCUCAUGACUGCGUACACGCACCAGCUGCCGUCGACCCCGGCGACGUCGUACAGUGAAUACAUUGCCUACAUCCAAUCGCUGCCGGCGGAAGAGGCCAUAGAGUUCUGGGCCACUCAUCUCGGCGACGUCAAACCGUGCCACGUCCCCGCCCUACUAGAGUCCUCCAUCCCGAGUACGGUGCCGGAAACCCGGCAUGUGGACGUUUCCGUGCCGAAUGCCGCACAGGUACGGAGAUUCUGCAAACAGAAUGAUGUCACCCUGGCGAACGUUGUCCGCCUGGCGUGGGCGCUGGUCCUGUCCGCCUAUACCGGGACAGAGCACGUCUGCUUUGGCUACCUGACGGCGGGUCGAGAGAUUCCGGUGCCAGGUAUCGAGAGUGCCGUGGGGCCGUUCAUAAACAUGCUCGUCUGUGCGAUGGAUAUAGCGGAGAUGCGCCGCAAACCGGUCCUCGGAGCGCUCCGAGGCCUGCAAGAGGAGUAUCUGAAAACACUGUCGUACCAGCACGUCGGUUUGGCGGAAAUCCAGCACCGUCUCGGGGUGGCGGGUCAAUCCCUCUUCAAUACCGUGGUGAGCUUUCAACGGCGGGAUGUGGAGGACCUCGUCCUGGACGGUCUGCGACUUGGGUAUAUAGAGGGAGAGGAUCCUACCGAGUACGAUAUCACGGUCAAUAUCACUCAUACCGAUCGCGUCUUCACGGUGCAACUCGGAUAUUUGACGUCCCGGCUGUCUCCCCAGCACGCAGAACAUGUGUCGGAGGCACUCUCUGCAGCUCUGUCUUCCAUUGUGUCUAAUCCUCGAUCCAGCGUUGAAUCGGUCGACUUGUUCGGCCCGCAACAGAGCAAGCAAGUCGGGAUAUGGAACGCCAGCUCUCCGGCCACCGUCCAGGAGUGUCUCCACACGCUCUUUGAGCGCCGUGCCAGAGCCGCUGCUGCCGACACGCCCGCGAUCGCCUCCUGGGAUGUAGACCUGACCUACGCACAGCUGGACAAAAAGGCGACCCAACUCGCUCGGGUUCUUGUCAACAUGGGCCUUGGACCCGAAGAUCUCAUCCCGAUCUGCUUUGACAAGUCGUCCUGGGCCAUUGUGGCAAUGCUCGGGAUCCUAAAAGCAGGAGCAGGCUUUGUGCCGUUGGACCCAGCGCACCCCCCCGAGCGGUUGGCGGCCAUCGUCGCCCAGAGUGCCGCACAGCUGGUCCUGGUGGCCAUGGGAACGGCAAAGCUGGUGACGGACCUGGUGCCCCAGAUCCUGGUAAUCUCGGCGUCAUCCAAUAUGUGGCUGGGCAAGAGCUGUGAUGGCUUGAUACAUGACCGGGCUCCGUCCCCGACGAAUGUGGCAUACACACUCUUCACCUCGGGCAGCACGGGCACCCCCAAGGGGGUGGUAAUGGAGCAUGCGGCGGCCUGUACCAGUGUCAUUCACCACGGUCGAGAAAUUGGAUGCAGUGCAGCCACCCGCAUGUUCCAAUUCGCGGCGUUCACGUUCGAUGCGUGUAUCCUGGAGAUCUUCACCACGCUCGCCUAUGGGGGUUGCAUCUGCAUUCCGUCCGAGGCCGAGCGAAUGAGCGAUAUUGCCGGCUCCAUUCAGCGACUACAGGUCAAUACAUCGUUCCUCACACCGUCCGUCAUCCGCAUUCUGCGGCCAGAGCAGGUGCCCGGUCUCACCACACUCAUCCUGGGCGGAGAAGCGCUGGAUCCGGACAACAUCCGGACUUGGGCAGGUCACCUCCGCCUGAUGAACGGCUACGGGCCGACCGAAACCUGUGUCUUCUGCGUGAUGAACACCUUCGCCAGCCCCACGGACCGCAAUGUCCUCGGCCGUGCCGUGAGCUCUCUCUCGUGGAUUGUUCGCCCGGGGAAUCAUCAGCAGCUGGCCCCCAUCGGAUCCGUUGGAGAGCUACUGGUCCAAGGCGGAACCUUGGCCCGGGGCUACCUCCAUGACGAGGCCAAAACCGCCGAGGUCUUCGUCACGGAUCCGGCGUUCUUCUCCCCGAAGACAGAUCGAGGCCAAAGUCGGUUCUACAAGACGGGGGAUCUGGUCCGCUAUAACCCGGAUGGGACCAUUACGUACCUCGGACGAAAAGACACGCAAAUCAAGUUGAGGGGACAGCGCAUUGAGCUCGCGGAGAUUGAACACCAAAUCCAACGCCAUCUCCCUUCCAACUCGCACGUCGCCGUCGAAGUGGUCCUGCCGCACGGUGAGAAGGAGCAGGCCCUGCUGGCGGCAUUUAUCUGUCCACCAAACCGUGUGGGAGCGGGAGACUUUCUCGCGGAGAUCACACCGGAGGUUCGAAGCCAACUCGGCCAUCUGAAGACAUCCCUGACUGGGGUCCUUCCUCUAUACAUGCAGCCCUCGCUCUACCUUCCCACGAACUGGAUGCCGACCACCUCCGCCAAGAAGAUGGACCGGCAGUUCCUUCGCCAAUGUGGCGCAUCCCUGUCGGACCCGGCACUGAAAACGUACUCCCUGCUGGAAGACCGUCGCAGAGUGCCCAGCACCGUGUUGGAGAAGAAGGUGCAAGAGGUAUGGCAUCGCGUUCUCAAGGUACCCAGAGACCAGAUUCGGGCGGACGACGAUUUCUUUCAAGUCGGGGGUGAUUCGAUCGCGGCCAUGAAAAUCGCUGCCGUCACGUCCGACGAUAUGCUCAUCAUCACCGUGGCAGAUAUCUUCCGCCAUCCCGUCUUGUCGGAUCUGGCCGGCGCUCUUGCUGCACGCAACCCGCAAGUCGUUCACGAGAGGAGCGUGAGUGCGUUUGAACUGCUUCCCAAUCCCUUAGAGCGAUCUACCUUGUUGGAUGAGGUCGGGGCCAGAUAUCGUAUUCCUUCCCACUCUAUCGAGGACAUCUACCCAUCGACACCUCUUCAACAGGGCAUGAUGGCCCUUUCUCUCCGGGAUCCCGGUGCCUAUGUCUUCCGACGCAUCCUCCGCCUCGGUCCUUCAAUUGAUAUCGACCGGUUUCAAUCUGCGUGGGAGAUGGUCUUUCAGAGAAACCCUAUCCUGCGCACCCGAUUGAUCCAGACCACGGAUGCCGGGUUGUUGCUGCAGGUGGUGGUGACCGAGGGUAUUGAAUGGCGAACAGCGGAGACUCUGCAUCAAUACCUCGAGUCGGACUCUCAAGAAGGCAUCACAUAUGGAGCACCGUUAUCGCGUUACGCCAUCACCGCCGAUGGGCACUUUAUCUGGACUGCCCAUCAUUCUUUGUACGAUGGGUGGUCCCUCCCACGGGUCCUAGACCAGGUCAAAUCGGCCUAUAAUUACGGCAGCUGUCCCAAUCCUCCCGGGUUCAACGCCUUCAUCAAGUAUCUCCGAGACACAGAUGUCCACUCCACGCGGACGUUCUGGGCAGCGCAGCUGGCCGGCCAACGUCCAUCCACAUUCCCGGAACUGCCAUCGUCAUCUUAUCGCCCGUCAGUCCGGGGCGCAACUCGGCAUACGAUCCCCUUCCCGCCUUCCACAGGCGCUCCGGUCCUCAAGGCCACGAUUCUGCGCGCGGCCUGGGCCCUGCUCCUCUCCCUUUAUACCGACUCGGAGGAUGUGGUCUUUGGCAUGACGCUAUCUGGUCGCAAUAGUCCCGUCCCGGGCAUCGACCAGAUGGUCGGCCCCAUGAUCACCACUGUGCCGGUGCGGGUCCGGUUCCCCGCUGAGCUCACCGUCGGUGGAUUCCUGCACCAGAUCCACGAACAGGCCACGGAUAUGAUCCCGCACGAGCAUUUCGGGCUACAAAAUAUCGCUGGGGUGAGCGCUGAAUGCGCGCGUGCCAUCGAAUUUCAGAAUCUGUUUGUCAUCCAACCGCCAUCGGACGUCAUACCCGGCGAUGACCUUCUCCCCGGGUGUGAAGAAGUAGAGCUUCCACUGCAGGGCUUUGAUAGUUACCCGCUGGUGGUGGAAUGUUACCCUAGGGAAACCGAAGUCCACCUGGAGGCUCGGCACGACGAAUCUGUACUCUCUGUGUGGCAGGUCCAGAAUAUGAUGUCCCAGCUCGAACAUCUUGUGCAGCAGCUGCUCCCCAGGACGGGCAACGAGGGCCUUCGCAUUGCGGAGAUAGACCUGUUUAUGCAGAAGGAUCGGCAGCAAGUUCUGCAGUGGAACCAAACGUAUCCCGAGGUGGUCGAGUCCACCGUGCCCGAGAUCUUUAACCAGCAGGUCUCAGACCGGCCAGGCGCCCUCGCGGUCGAUGCCUGGGACGGGCAACUGACCUAUGCGGAGCUGGAUUCUCUCUCCACCACCCUGGCGCGGCAUUUACGAUACCUCCGGGUGAGACCUGAGGUGUUCGUUCCUCUGUGCUUUGACAAGUCCCGGUGGGCAGUGGUGGCUCAGAUGGCCGUUCUGAAGGCCGGAGGCGCGUGUGUCAAUCUCGACCCAGCGCAUCCCCAGGCUCGUCUCGAGAGCAUUGUGAGAGACGCGCAGGCGCCCGUGCUCCUUUGUGCACCACGCCACGAGGGAAUCCUGGGGUCUUCAGCCCACAUACAAGAAGUGAAGGUGACGGAGGACUUCAUCGACAGCUUAGUCUCCUCUCCCGAGGUGAUGGACCUGAGCCCCCACGAUCUGAGUCCUCGAAACGCCGCAUAUGUCCUCUUUACGUCCGGUAGUACGGGUAAGCCCAAGGGAAUCGUCAUUGAGCACGGCUCUCUCUGUUCGAGUUCCAAAGCCCACGGCACACGCUGGGGGAUCGGCCCCGAGACUCGGCUCCUACAGUUCGCCGCCUACACAUUUGAUGUGAGCUGUGCCGAUAUCUUCACGACCUUGCAACGUGGCGGUUGUAUUUGCGUCCCCUCAGAGCACGAUCGUCUGAACGCCUUGUCGGACGCCAUUAAUCGCUUCCAGUGCAACUGGGCAUUCUUAACCCCUACUGUCGCCAGCCUGCUACCGGCAGACGACAUCCCGUCCCUGAAAACCCUGGUUCUCGGGGGUGAAGCGUCGACGUGGGACACCGUCCGCAAAUGGCACAGCGUCCUGGAUCUUAUUGUCUGCUACGGUCCCGCAGAAUGCUCAGUCUACUGCUCCGGGGCCCCUCCGGCCACCGCCACGAGUGAUCCGGCCAACCUGGGAGCUGCGAUCGGGGCACUGUACUGGGUGGCGGACCCGCAGGACCCCAAUCGCCUCAUGCCAAUCGGUUGUGUGGGAGAAUUACUCCUCGAAGGCCCGACGGUGGCUCGGGGGUAUCUUCAUGAUGCAGAAAAGACCGCAGGCGCAUUCCUCCAGAGCCUCCCCUGGGCGCCGCCACCCAGCGGAGAUAUCCACCGACGACCCCGGGUUUUCUAUCGAACGGGCGAUCUGGUUCGCUACAAUGAAGAUGGCACCAUUCGAUUCGUGGGGCGAAAGGACACACAAGUCAAGGUUCGUGGGCAACGAGUCGAACUGGGCGAGAUCGAGCAUGCGAUCCGGCGGUCGAUGCCCACUCUGGCCCAUGCCACGGUCGACGCCGUGCGAGAUCCGGCCCUCCAGCGGCAGGUGGUGGUGGCUUUCCUGCACUUCAGCCACCGCAGCGGGCGUGCCGAGGUGAUGGACAUGAUCCCGGAGCUGCAUGAUCAAUUGAUCCAUCUGCAACAGACCCUCAGCCAGUGCCUCCCCUCAUACAUGAUCCCAUCCAUGUUUCUCCCCCUGGCACGAGUGCCCCUGACAAUGAAUGGGAAGGCGGAUCGCCGACAACUACGCGAACUAGUGCUCUCCCUGUCCCCCGGGGAGACACUGACCUACUCACUCGCAGACGGGUGCGUGAAACAGGAGCCUAGCACAGCGGUGGAAUUCCAACUUCGCGACUUGUGGGCCAAAGUUUUACAUGUCGACGCGGACCAGAUUGGAACUGGGGAUCAUUUCUUCCGGUCCGGAGGCGACUCGAUCAUUGCCAUGAAGUUGACCAGCCUCGCACGGGCACGGGGAUGGCACCUCUCUGUCCAGACCAUCUUCCAGGUGCCGAUUCUCUCGGAUAUGGCCACGCAGGUCGAGGCUCAGUUCCCAGAAAUCCAAGGAUCCCACUUUUCCUACCAACCUUUCUCCCUCCUCCCCCCGAACGUCGGAGCCAACUCCCUUGCCCAGAUUGCGCGAGACAUUAAGACCACCCCGGACAACAUUGCGGAUGUUCUCCCGGUGACCGAUUUCCAGGCGUUGGCGAUUGCACACUCGAUGUUGAAGAGUCGAGGCCUCCUCAACUACCUCUUCUUGGAUGGACAGGGGCCCCUGCCGUGGACGGCCGAGUUUGUCCAAGAUGCAUGGACACGCUUCCUGCAGGCGCAUCAGAUCCUCCGUACCGUGUUCACGGCACAGGACGACCGUUUCUACCAGGUGGUGCUCAUGCAGGUUACUCCAGAUAUUGAAUGGUACGAAACGGACCGCGACAUUAACUCGCUAGGCGCCGAGCUGUGUGAGAAGGAUGUUGCAUCCGACGAUCUGCAGCUGGGAGAUCCGUUGAGCAAAUUGAUCGUGGUGGGGAACCAGAAACACCAUCGCCUCAUCAUCCGAAUGUCCCACGGCCAGUAUGAUGGCGUAUGUCUGCCGCAGAUAUGGCAGAGCUUAAGGGAUGUCUUCGCGGGGCAACGACCCGUACCAGAUGUUCCUUUUGCCCACUAUGUGGCAGCCAUUGACGCUCGCCACCACGGCCGGGAGUCGGUGAAUUACUGGCAGGGUCUGCUGGCCAAUUCGACCAUGACCAAUAUCGCUGCGCAUUCGAAACCGGACUAUCGCAAUAUCUACGACGUACAUCUCACACGGACGAUCCCUAUCCAGUCUCACUCCGUAUCCGGUUCGGGAAUCACCUUCGCCACCAUUCUCAAGACCGCCUGGGCCACGGUCCUCUCUGCCCUGUCGCACACGACCGAUGUGGUCUUUGGCCAUGUUGUCUCGGGCCGCAACGUCCCCGGGCCAGCCAUUGAGCGCAUCGUCGGUCCCUGCCUCAAUAUCGUCCCGGUCCGCGUCUCCAUCGACUCCACCACCACCGUCGCGGAUCUCCUGCACCAGGUGCAGUCCCAGCAUAUAACCAGCAUGGCGCAUGAUUCAAUGGGGAUGCGCGAGGUCGUCCGACGCUGUAGCCCCUGGGCUCCGUUCACGCGCUUUAGCAGCAUCGUGCAACAUCAAAACAUCGAGCAAUUGUCCGCGGUGUCGCUCGAUGGCAGACCAUAUACCGUGGGCGAUUUUUGUCCGGCAGCAGAUGAGGCAGACCUUGCUAUUAAGACGACUCCACUGGAUGAGAACCAGAUGCAGGUUCUGCUCCUUACCUCGUCGCAAUCGGUGGGCGAAUCGACAGCAUCCACCCUGUUGGAUCUUCUCUGUGACACCAUUCAGGCCAUCUGCGAUCCCGAUUCCGCCACGGUGCAUGGCUUACCCUCUCAAUGGAUCAGCCACCGACCAAUACUUCCUCUACCAGGUGCUGUUUCUGACGCACAGGGUCCGGUGUUUCGUGUUAAUGGCCAUGAACAUACAAUGACGACGGCGACGGCUCUCAUUCCGCACCAAGAGGGGGCAAUGGACAAGUUGGCGUCAGCUAUCUACGGCCUUUGGAGGCGUGUUCUUCAAGAACCUGACCUACCACUGGGCUGGGAGUCCGACUUCUUCGCGGUGGGGGGCGAUUUGAUCUCGGCCGCACUGCUGGCUGCGAUCUGGCGCCAGGAGGGAUAUCCGAUCGCAGUGGAGGAUCUGCUGGAUCGCUCUUCCGUCCGAGGAAUGGCCGAGGCCUUGCUACAGACUCAAGAAAGAUGA